UACUCACAUAGUGCAUGCAGAUUCUUUCACGCUCAGUGGAUAUGUCAUAAAUUGGAAUAAAGCAAUUGACCCAACCAGAAAAACUCAUCCGGGCUCAGUUGUUCACUUGUCUGAUAAUCCAAUAGAUGCCAAUAAGUUACUAAUAGGAUUCGAAACAGGUCAAUUAGUUCUGUGGGAUAUGAGAGGAAGAACCGCAGAACUGCGAUGGAUUUCCCAAGAACCUCUAUUAUCAUGUUCCUGGCACCACGAAGGAAAGCACUUUGUAUCAUCUCACGUUGAUGGAUCUCUAUGUACGUGGCCUUUAAAACUUUCAACUAAACCUAUGGCGCAUGGCUUUCCACACGCAAAAACAAGCAAGGAUGGAAAAACAGAAACCUGCAAUUCAAUUCAAAAAGUGGAAGUUCAAACGAAUAGACUAGGAGAACAAUUCACAAUUUUUUCUGGAGGUCUUCCGACUGAAAAGUGUUGUAGCAAAUCUCAUUGCAUUACAGUAUUAGUACAGAACAAAUCUACUACAGUACUAGAAAUGGAACAUCCUGUUGUAGAUUUCAUCACUGUAUGUGAAAGUCCUUGGAGUAGCGAUUUCCAGGAGCCGCAUGCCGUUGCCGUUUUGCUGCAGAAUGAUUUAGUAUUGAUAGAUUUGUUAACACCUGGUUAUCCAACAUUUGAAUCGCCUUACCCCAUGGAUAUUCAUGAGUCUCAAGUUACUUGUUGUACAUAUUUAGCCGAUUGCCCAAGUGAUUUAGUUCCGGCAUUUUAUUCUGUAGGAAGAAACACCUCAACUCGAAGAUCGGGCUAUUCUGAAAGAGAAUGGCCAAUUAGUGGAGGUGAAUGGCAACCAACUUCGUGCAGUUAUUCCGAAAUUGUCAUGACUGGACACUUAGAUGGAUCUAUUAAAUUUUGGGAUUCAAGUGCAGGAACACUACAAGUGCUUUAUAAAUUAAAAACAUCCAAAGUAUUCGAAAAAUCAAGAGUGAAAUCAACAGAUGUCGUUGAAGAAGAUCCAUUAUCUAUUUCGGCUAUCUCGUUAUGUGCUGAGUCCAGGAAACUAUGCAUAGCUAUUAGUAGUGGACAUGUGGUUCUGUUUAAGUUCAGAAGGGCUGAAAGCACUGGAGAUAUUUCCGUGCUCGAUGUCCCAAUUACUUACGAAAAUGUAGUUCAGAAUAUAUCCAGUCCAGAAUGCGAAUUUAUUCCAAGAACACUGCCGAAAGCAACUGAUUCAGAAGAAAGUGAGGUAAAGUACAAUGGAAUGUUAAAAGUUAAAAGUGGACCACAAAAGAAGCCACCAGGUUUCCAAGCUCAAUUAGUAUGCAUAACACCUUGGACACAUGGCACGCACCCCGGUCAGAUUACUGCUUUGACCAUCAACUCCAGUUAUGGAUUAAUGGCAUAUGGUAACGAGUAUGGAUUGGCUGUCGUGGACAUUGUUCAGAGAACAUGUUUACUCAAUAUGUCAACUCAAGAGGUUUAUGCCACAUUCGAUAUAUAUCCGCAAACACCCAGAAGCCCAAAACGUCUUGAAGGAGGUCAAUCUAAAGAAGAUCAAAGUAGAUCACCAAGCAUAGACCAGAUAAAUGGAAUAUGCAGCUCGAACAAUGCCUCAAGUAAUAAUAACGGUAGUACUAGUUGUGCAACAACACCUAAUACGGCACCUUCACCAAUCGCUAAUGCACUGCAUGAACGUGGAAUGAGUAUAACAAGCGCAGGUAGUCCUAACAAAAGAACAAGUAGUACUACGACAAUAACUGGUAUACCUGAUACAGUUCGAAAAUCGAGAUCGCAAGAUAAAUUGGACGAAUUUAUUUCAAGAUCACGGUCGUCUUCUCUGUCUAGCCUGGAUAAUGCAAGUUUUGAGGCAGUUACAUGUUUAGCAUUUGCGGAUAGUUAUAUAAGAAAAAGUGAUCCAUCCCUUACAUUACCAACAAUGUGGUUAGGAACCAGUUUAGGUGCAGUACUGACGGUAUCCCUAUGCAUACCCGAGCAAGAAUUGCGAAAGUCAGAGCCUGUUCAAUCAUCACUGACAGGUCCUAUGUUUCGGUUAAAAGGAUCCGUGUUGUCUAUGUCGUUGCUGGAUUGCAAUGGUGCUCUUAUCCCAUAUCCCUAUGAAACCUGGAGAGAUGACGCAAAGGAUGGAAAGGAGAAACGUGAUAAAUCGACAAUUAAGUCAACGACAAACAAACUUAGCCCAACAAGUCCGGAUGGAUUGUGUGAUCGACAAUUUAUUGUCAUUGCGAGUGAAAACCAAGCAGGAGUGUUCGCCCUACCCAGUCAAAAUUGUGUGUACAAAAAAACAAUAGUAGAUUCUGAUUUUGUGGUUGAAGCUGAAAUUAUAAGUAUGAGAGAUAGCGUUUGUUUGAUUGAAUACGCGUCCAACGGCCAUUUACUGGUUUUUACACUCCCAAGUCUGAAAAUGUUACUGGACGUAGAUUUUUUACCAUUGGCAGAACUGAGUAUAUCGAAGACGUUUAGCUUUAGCAACAAAGGACACGGAUUAUAUCUGGUAACGCCAUCUGAAAUCCAGAAGUUCACCGUUUGUCAGGAAUUUUGCAAUCACUACAAUGAAAUGCUUGGAGAACUGUACAUAGAGCAAGAAAUGCCAGAGGCACCGAAAGAGAGUUUUUUCAAAGGACUUUUUGGAGGUGGCAUGAGAAACCUGGACCGUGAAGAACUUUUUGGUGAAUCGAGCGGAAAAGCGAAUAAAUCUAUAGCCAGACAUAUUCCAGGCCCUAACGUUAAUAUACAGGAAUUAAACAUGAGGGCAACGUCUGCGUCAUCAGAAGUUAGCAGAGCUCACCAACUAAUGUUAGAACGAGGUGAUAAGUUGAGCCAAUUGGAGGAACGAACCGAAAGGAUGGCUAGUGAAGCACAGCAGUUUUCAAAUUCAGCUAACCUAUUAGCGAAUAAAUACAAGGAUAAAAAGUGGUAUCAACUAUAAUACUUUAGUAGACAGAGUAACAAAAAUCGGCAAGUUGACUCAAUCCAAAAGAUCUGUGUGCGAAUGAUGAUAGACAGGGCGUGUGCGUAUCAUCCACAAAGUCUACAUGAAUAGCGUCGAAUUAUUCGAAACAUCAGGAUGGAACGAUUAAUUCAAUACGAAUACAAUAAUACAAUACAAAAAGUAUACACAUUUCCGGCGUAUGUGGUACCAAAUCCAAAUUAUAAAUAAGUACAUCAUGGAACCAGAGUUUCUAAAUCAAGUUAUUUUUUGUCCAAGAUAAAUAAAUCUGAAGCAUUGAGUUUUUAUAGGUAUAUGUAUUGUUAAAUCAUUUUAAAAAACUAAUAAAACUUUUCCCGUUAUGUAAUGUACAAUGCUUCGAUUGUAAAUAAAUCCAAUUUCGUAAGUGUUUUUUUAUGUCAGAGUCCAUUAACAUAUUGCUUGACAAUAUAAUAUUCAUGCUGCUGCUAAAAAUCAUUUAACCAUUAAAUCAGGAUCUAAAUAAGUAUGCAAUAAUGCAAAAUGAUGUAUAUAAAAAAUUUGCUUUGUCUAGAUAAAUUACAUAUUUUAUAUAAUAUAAUAAACUCAUAAUUAUUUCGAA
Malaya genurostris is the source of this 3536-nucleotide messenger RNA. RefSeq names its product syntaxin-binding protein 5 (gene Tomosyn). Gene Ontology annotation, molecular function: syntaxin binding; GTPase activator activity; myosin II binding. The record is from RefSeq and is a predicted model, not a curated record. Gene Ontology annotation, cellular component: plasma membrane; cytoplasm; SNARE complex. The transcript is spliced from 20 exons. Lineage: Eukaryota; Metazoa; Arthropoda; Insecta; Diptera; Culicidae. The coding region runs from base 179 to 2935 and encodes 918 amino acids. Gene Ontology annotation, biological process: regulation of protein secretion; regulation of exocytosis.